Molecule: messenger RNA, 2575 nt
Organism: Mya arenaria
Lineage: Eukaryota; Metazoa; Mollusca; Bivalvia; Myida; Myidae
Exons: 4
Coding region: 457-2022 (521 amino acids)
Source: RefSeq, a predicted model, not a curated record
UGAAUGAACGAUUUAAUAACAAAUCGAUGACUGUAUGAGUUGUUUGUACUUUCUGGAAAUUUGGAAAUUCCAAUUCUACGAAGUGCGAUGUGCACUUAAAAAACAAAGAUUGAUUUAACCAAACGUGUGUGUAGACUAUAUCGUGAACAGAAUGAUGAUCAGUACAACGUUAGUUCCGGCUUUUUAUGGAAAUCUUCAGACUUUUGUCGACGAACAUUGCAUAUUUGUGAAUUUUGACGUCACAUAAGGAAAAUGUAGAAAGUCAUCCAAAAUGUGUAUCUAUAUGUGUACUAUUGUGAAAUGCUAGUCAACUAUUUGUGCCAUACAGCUCCCUCCUUUUUCCAGCAAGUGUCAUGCUAUAUAGAAAUAUCUGUUUAAUGUGUGUGAAUUACUUCUGAUAAUACUUACGUUGUGCAAUAUACCUUGUUUUGUUGUUAAACUGUUGCUUUGUACAAAAUGAAAAUGAAUGCCAAAGAAAGGUCAGCAUUACGCCUGUGUACUUCGUCUAUCAUCGAGGACCUGGGUCCUAAGGACGUGGUCCACGUGCUGUUUCGGGAUGGAAAUAUUGAUAUCGAAGUGUUUGAAGAAAUCCUUGAACUAAAUGAGACCCGAAGAGCAAAAUGUAGACGCCUAAUGAGGUAUCUAAUUGAUCCGCAGUGCAAAUGCAGCUUUAAUGGGCUUAUCAGCGCGUUUACUCACGACGGUGCCUAUUCCUUUCUUGCCAAGCAGCUUAAAGAAUCUCUUACAAAAGUACAAGCUCAGGAAGAACUUCCAGUUCCUCAAUAUCCUCAUGUUGAAUGUCUUAAUGAUCUCUCUGACAAUAAUAUACCAACACGUACAGUUGAACCAAAGGACAGACGGCGUGACGAAGAUUGUGCCAACUACUUGAAUGUUGAACCGUCAACAGAUGAUCAAAAUCCGGGAAACUCAGUUGGACAAACAGCCCAUAUAGAGAGCCCAACACCUCUAUUUCAAAACAUACGACGAAUCAACGUGUAUACGGCCAAGCGUCGGAAGCUUGCGGCGCUGUCAGUUAAACUCAAGCGUCUGUCACAUGACGGCCAGUAUGACGCCUUCCAGAAAGUGGUAUCCGCCAUUAACACAAGCUACAGACGGAACAAGCUUAGCUUGAUGAAAUUAAUCGGGGACCGGAUGGGGCUGGCGGACAUGCGCUUUGCGUCCCUCGAAGCUGAAGUGAGCGCGCGGCGCGUGCGAUUCGAGGAGACGGACGGCUCGACCACCUUCCGGGAUAUGGAGGCCGUCAUCCCUUUUACCACGGAUCCCCGUUUAAGCAGCAUGACAUACUUGGCAAGAUACGGUUCUUCCAUUGCUAUGGAUACCGGGAACGCUCAGAGGCUUGACGACGGGUUAGCGUAUCUACAGUUCGCCAAAGAGCACGCUGAGUACGUGAGCCCGUGCAAGGAUACGGGUAUGGUGUACUACAUAGAGUCUAACCUUCUCCUGCAGAAAUAUGAGAAACAACCCACUGACCAAUUGAAAAACACGGUCUUAGAAACUAUUGAAAAGGGGAUCAGUCAAUUUAACGAGGAAUGCGAUGAGAUUAGGCGGGAUUACCAGAGGCAAUUGAUGUUGAAGAUGGCGUAUUGUUAUUUAGGGUUGGGUUUGUUUGGGAAAAGAAUUGUUGAAGGGCAGACUAGUGCUAGUGAUAAGGAUGCAGCGAGAAAAGUGAUGGAAUUCAUUGAGAGCGGCGAAGUAUGGGAAGGCAUGGAGAAGCGAAGAAAGAUGUUGUUUUACCACGCAAAGGCGGAGUACUACAGGCAGUUGAACAAUGUUGACAUUGCAAGGGUCCAUGCUAAGGAAGCUGAAAAGCUAGCGAGGGAGAAUAAGUGGACGAAGGAGCUGCCGAAUAUCAGUAAUUUGUUGGAUCAGCUUGACAAAUACAAUGAUGUCGACAUAAGAAACAAGGACUUGGAAGCCGUUGAAAACAUUCUUGCGGAAUAUCUGCCGGACUGUUUUAAUGAAUCUCAGGAUGAAAGCAUUGGAAACAACGAACUUGUAUGAUAUAUGAAUCUCAUUUUUAGGGUUUGGUAUUAAAGUAUAUAAUAUUGAUGUAUUUACAUGCGUUUUCUGUUAACCUGAUAAAAUAAUGUUUGCUUUACUAUGGAACAUUCACAUCAUAUUGUAUUAUUGGUGCUGUAACAUAUGUCAGUUUGUUAAGACAGUAUUUUUUUAAUUUUAAAUUAAGUUAUGUGAUUAAUUUAUGUGUUUAUUCAUUUGUUCGGAGCUCGUUCUUCAAAGUUUUACUUCCUACUGAGCGCCAGUCUAUACUCACAUGGCUGAUACAGGGGUGUGUGGUCAAAAGUUAAAUGUGGUACUUGAAAACUGUAUAAAAUAAAGCUUUACUUUCUCCUGGGCGCCAGUCCAUACUCCCAUGACUUAUAUAAGGCUUGUGGUCAAACUUUUGAUGUGGUGCUUGAAAACCAGACGACUGUUAUCACAUUGUAUUACACAGACUUGCAUGAAUAGUGUGACAAACUAUUUAUAUAUCUUUGUUUCAUAUGUAAGUGUGUAAUUUUACAAUACUUUUAUGAACUUUUAUAAAUAUACAUGUAUA